Molecule: messenger RNA, 3330 nt
Organism: Capronia epimyces CBS 606.96
Lineage: Eukaryota; Fungi; Ascomycota; Eurotiomycetes; Chaetothyriales; Herpotrichiellaceae
Exons: 1
Coding region: 1-3330 (1109 amino acids)
Molecular function (GO): nucleic acid binding; protein binding
Source: RefSeq, a predicted model, not a curated record
AUGAGCGGUUACAAUCCAGCCUGGGGGGCGGGUCAGGGUGGUGGUGGCUCGGUUCCUGCUCCGCGUUCAACUAAUCUUACACCUGGAGCUCUUCCACGUUCAUCCAAUCUGACACCUGGAGCUCUUCCACGUUCACCCAAUCUGACACCUCGAGCUCCUUCAUCCACGCCACGCGAGAACCCCCGACCUAGAGUCCAGAACCUUGAUGGUUCCAUGGGAAAGCUGAGUCUUUCUUCGUCUUCGCAUGCAUCUCCAUCUCUUCUGGCGAAUCAUUUCGAGAUUCAAGUCGGGACCCUUCGCCAGCUCUACCGCUACGAAUUGACGUUUCGAAAGCUCAACCGAGAAGACUACGACCAGAAACUCCAGAUGGAAGAAAACGCCAUGAACCGGCCGGCUCCAGACCCAGCAGGUACAAGUACAGACCCAGAUCCAGAAAGUACACGUACAAGUGCAGACCCGGCAAGUGCAAGUACAAGUACCAACCCAGGAAUUGGUCCUGCGAAGAAGCGUCGAAUCGUGUGGCUUGCCAUGGAACGCCUCCAGCAAUGGAACCGUGGGAAGGCGCUGGCGACAGACUAUAGCACCGAGGUGAUCAGCAGUGGCGAGAUUGAGAUUCAAUCAGGCAAUGACAAUGACAGUGGCAGUUCUCAGACAAUGAGUAUGCAGAUUGAGUAUUUCGAUGAAUACCAGCGUGGACCACGCCCUGACUGCGAAGUCUUCGAAGUCGCUCUUUCUGGACCGGUCAUUCUCUCCUUGGAUCAGCUCCUUGACUUUCUCAGCAUAGACACCCCCCACGUCAAUGCGACAAACUAUCGGCGCAGAGAAGAGACCAUCAAGGCUCUCAACACCAUCUUCAGCUACAGGCCUUAUCGACGAUGCUUCCCGGCCCUGACGCCGCACGGAGUGGUGCAGAAUGCCGACUUGACCACUGUCAACGGCCACAAGUUCUACGGGAUAAUGAGAGUCUCCGCUGCCGGGGCCACCUCCACCUCUGAUACGGGAAAGCCGUUGGAACCGCGACCAGGAUUUGGCUUAGAUGCCAUUGCAGGGUUUGCCAGGAGUGUCCGCGCCGUCAUCUCGCAACGGGGUCGACUCUAUCUCAACAUCAACACUGCCACGGCGGUCUUCUACCAGCAAGGCACUCCAAAUACACUUCAGGCACUGAUCGAAAGGUUGAAGCGUGGCUACCAUCCUCAUUCACCAUGGGAUGACCCGGUGCGGCACUCUCUCGUCAACUUUUUGAAAGGGAUUCGCGUCAGAACCACUUACCUGGGUGGCAAUGACAAUGACAAUGACAAUUUUAUUGGCAUGGUGACCGACCUUGCCGGUGCACGCCGGCCGGAUCAGGAUCCAUUCCCACGAAACUGCACAAUGGUCUUCCCAGACCUACAGUCGAACCAGACAGUGGCCGACUAUUUUCAAACCCGUCAUCCAGACGCCAGGGUGGGCAAUAGUUCGAGAGAAAUGGUCGUCGUGCUCGGGGAGGGAGACUUCCGAAAGACGAUUCCCGCAGGCUGUCUUGAGAUCAUCCCUGGCCAGAUGAAUCGAAACAUUGCGGAAAAGCCAAAGGCAGGCGUCAGAAGCCCCUCACAGAACAAAGCCCUGAUAUUCCCGGCUGGAAGAGAAGUCUUCUUCGUCUCGGACCGUGCUCAACCGGGCGCCGGCCAGUUUGGAUUCGAUCUCGCAACGCGAAUGGUGUCAGUUCCAAUCGUCAGACUCGAGCAGCCAAAUCUCAGGUAUCGUCAACAACGCCGUCCAGGCAGCCAGGCCACAAGUCUCCCAGAACGACGGUUGGGACAGGAUGACCUCCAACUGCUCAAAUAUGGUGCUUGGAAUCUCAAGGACAGAUCAUUUGUCAAGCCAGCCAGUGGCUUUCAUUGGACAUACGUUGAGCUAGCCGUCCCUGCUGGCGAGACAUGCGACUCUUUGCUCAUGACGGCGUUUGGGAACUCCCUUGCACAACAACUGCAACGGUCCGGCAUGACACAACUGCAGUUAGUCCGACCUGGGCCCGGUCCUGGCCAUGGCCACACGUAUCAUCUGUCCCGACCACGGCCACGACCCUACGACGAAGCGGGCAUCAAGAGGCAAUAUGGCAUGAUCAAGGAACUACUCACCGAGCUGAAACAGAAGCGUGGAGUCCGGUUGGUAGUCUUCCUUCUGCGAGACAAGGAUACGGAGCUCUACAGUGCCAUCAAGCGCGCCGGGGAUCAAGACGUCGGCAUAGCGACCGUUUGCCACGUCCUCGGCUGGGACAAGCGGAAACAGAAGCGCCAGCUGACUCCCAAGGACUCUCCCGAUUUCUUCGGAAACCUGAGCAUGAAGGUCAACCUGAAAUUGGACGUCUCAGCCGUGAACCAGGCGCUCGACCAGAAGGGCAAGGGGCCCAUCCUAACACAUGGCACAAUGGUCCUAGGCAUCGACGUCACACACCCAGGCACCGCAGCCAUUAAGGGAGCCCCCAGCGUGGCGGCCGUAGUGGGCAGCGUCGAUGCCGAGUUUGCCCAGUGGCCAGCGAGUCUCCAUGUCAACGACGUCGACGUCCAGCUCCGGCGGUCCGAGGGCGGCGGCGGCGGCGGCGGCGGCCGAAAUCCAGAAUCCAACGAAAGAGUGGUCCAUCUCGCACACAUGGUUUACGAGCGAUUGCGUGACUACCACCGCCGCAACCACAGUGUGCCGAACCGACUCGUCGUCUACCGAGACGGCCUCUCCGAGAGUCAGUUUGACAUGUGUACCACCAUGGAACUCCCAGCCAUCGGCGCCGGCGUGGCGUUGUUGCUUCAACAACUGGGUGUCCAUGUGGAAGCAACCAAGAUGCCUCCCAUCAUUCUGAUCUGUGCGGUCAAGCGGCACAAUACUCGUCUGUUCCCGGAGACCGACGCACCGAACGACGACGUCUUUGUUGGGUACGGAGGAAGUGCAAGUGCGAGCCUGAGACCCGGGGCUCCCUACAACUACAACCCGCUGCCCGGCACCUUGGUCACAAGUGAGAUCACGUAUGGCGAAGGCCGGGAUUUCUUUUUGAUCAGCCAGAAGGCCAUCCAGGGAACCGCGAGGCCGACUCACUAUGUCAUCCUCGAGAACCAGUCCGACUUCACCCGCCACGACAUCGCUCAGAUGACACAUAAUCUGUGCUAUCUCUUUGGCCGCGCCACACGAUCCGUCGGGGUCUGUCCGGCCGCGUAUUACGCUGAUCUUGCGGCAGAUCGCGCCCGGUGCUACCUGCGAAAUGUCUACCACCCUGUUUCGAAAACAGACUUUGACCCGGAGCAGUAUGCACUCAACCUGGCGGUCCACGAUGAUCUGAAGAACACCAUGUUUUACAUCUGA